UACAUACAAUAAAAAGAAACACCCCAACCCCACCCCCUCGAUCUCCUCCAUAACCUUAUUGCCCUCCUUCUAAUAUGCUUUACUAUUUCUAGCUUCUAGUUUAUUGGAACACAAUCACUACUAGAAACUCUUUGAGUACUUGUUGAAAACCUCUUCUUUACUAUCAACUUACUUUAUUAGUAGUCUUUGCCACUUCUAAUUAAAAAGUUCUCAACAGAUUGGAAUCUUCACAAAACUCUGAUUUUCUUUCCUUUUCUUCCAUUGAAUAUUGAAGGAGAGAAAAAUGGACAAGUUUGUUCAGCCAUAUGAUAAAGAAUGCAUGAAGAUGGCCAUGUUAAAGCAUGAAGAAACCUUCAAAGAACAGGUAUAUGAGCUUCAUAGAUUGUAUCAAAUUCAGAAGAUGCUAAUGAAGAAUAUGCAUAUAAUAAGCACACAAAACCAUCAAGAAAACAUAUGCUUCAAUAAUAAUAAUCAACAACAGAUCAAUAAGAGCAAUUUUGAUUUGGAACAACCCGCAAGUAAUAAAGAGUACAAGCUAGAUGAUGAUCAAUAUAUUGUGGAAGACGAGUGUGAAAUCGAGCUCACGUUGGCUCCAACAAGUUUUAACCGAAGGAGGAGCAUGACGAAUAAGCCCAAAUCAUUCGAACCGGUGCCAAGUUUUUCGUCGUCUUCAUCAGGGUCGAGUCACAUAAAGAGAGUAGAUAGAAUUACAAGAAACAACACUUCUUCUUCUUCUUCUACAGAUAGAACAUCACUCAAACAGCCUCCAUGGAUGUAUCAAGUUUUAAGUUUAAAGAUGACUUGAUAUAAAAGACAAUUGGAGAUCAUGAACUCAAGAAAAGAUCAAUGUUUGGUAUAAUAUUUCAAGAUUUUAAUAUUUAGCUAGGUUUUUUAAUCAAUUUUUCUACUCAAGGACACUACUGAUUUGUUUGUUUUUGUGAAGUUUCUAGUUUUCUU
Molecule: messenger RNA, 957 nt
Organism: Erigeron canadensis
Lineage: Eukaryota; Viridiplantae; Streptophyta; Magnoliopsida; Asterales; Asteraceae
Exons: 3
Coding region: 284-805 (173 amino acids)
Source: RefSeq, a predicted model, not a curated record